GGUUCAACAUGGCAGCGUUGGUCGCCUUCGCCCCAUCGGCGCUGCUCGCCCUCCGCCUCGCUUCCUCCUCUGCGCCGUUGAAAGCUAGGUCCGCGCUCCAGUCUCGUAGCCUUCGAGCCUAUUCCGCUUCCUCCUAUUCCUAUGGCGGAGGGGGCGGCGAGGACGGGCGUUGGCAGCUGGUGCUAUACUCGAAGCCGGGAUGCUGCCUCUGCGACGGUCUUAAAGAGAAGCUCGACGCUGCGCUUUCGCUAGAGGGGGGUCCACAUUCCCUCCUCUCCGUCGAUCUCCAGGUGAGAGAUAUCACAGAGAAUCUCGAGUGGGAGCGGCUAUAUCAGUACGAGAUCCCAGUGCUGGCCAAAGUUCUUCCUGAUGGCUCUGAGGUUUCAUAAUCUCAUGCGGUGUGAAUGCUGAUCUUUGGUUAAAACUUUUAUCCAUCUGAUACAUCCAGCAGAAUGGAAUGGAAUGGGAAUGAAAAUGGGAAAUGGAUAUGGAAAUGGAAUGAAAAUGGAAAUGAUAAGUGGAAUGAUCCAUUCUUGGUUGGCUGUAUUAAUUGAAUGGUAUGACUUGUGGAAUGAUUUACUAUAUUUUUAGUUCAUCCAAUCAAUAUGGUAAUUUAACAUGCUUGAUCCAUCCAAUUUGCCAACAUGGCUAUGCUUGAUCCAUCCAAUUCGCCUAAACAUGAUUCUACCAUCCAGUCGUCCAACUGACCUAGGUGAUUCAAUUCUUCUAGUUCACUAGGCUUGUAUAGUCUAUCUAGUACAUUUAUGUGCCUGAUUCAUCUAGCUCACUCAAUCUUGUUUGCCCUGAUUGACCUAACUAACCCAACCUUGAUCACCCACACAAGUAGGCUGUCUUGCUUGGCCCAAUUGACCUAACGGCUUAAUAGGCAUGUUCAACUCAUCCAGUUGGUUUGCUUGAGCCUAUUCUAGCCUACCCAAUUCACUCAUCUUCUUUUUUUUUUCAAUUUUGCCGACGAAAAUAAAAAAUAAAAAUUAUAUUUAGUCUAGGUGGAAUUGACUAUGGAAUACUCUUCUAAAUCUAUGGAAUAAAAUAACUCAUUGUCCAAAAUGGCUGACUCCAUUCUAAGUUGCUUAUAGUAACAUUAGAAUGGAAACAUGGAGGAGAGAAAUAAUUCCCAUUCCAUUCCACUGUACCAAACACAUCUUUCAGUGUUUGUGAAAAUGUAUAUAAACCCAUGGUUGACAAAAUUGGGUCUUUUGCCUAAAUGUUAUUUAUUGGUUAUAUUUGAGUUUAUAUCAUCUUCUUGAGUCUGAUAUAGUUAUUUAGAUUUAUUAUUUGAGCAUCUUCAGAGAAUGUCUGCAUCAUGUUUGUCUUUACAACAUUAGUCAUGAUCUGGAGCUUGGAAUUGAAUAAGGGAUCUAGGAAUUUGGGAGAUCCUCUAAACGCAUCAAUUAAGAUUGCAUAUUUGUAAUUAUAGUUUUGUUGAUGCCCAUAUUCAACUAGAAUAGACAAUUGCAUCAUUUAUCCACAUUAACUGAAAUUUUUUAUGUGAAUUCACCUUCGAUGUGUGAUUUUUUUUGUGAUCAAGGAACCUAGGAACUUGAACUUUUGUUUGGAGUAGCUAAACUAAAACAAAUAUUAUUCUUUCAAGUAACACAGUGAAUCUAGAUUGCGCACCAUUGCUGCCCCAUAAAGACUGUUGAGAUUUGUCUAAAAUGCAGUUUAUUUGACAAAAUUCUAUCUCAUUGUUUGGCUUUCUGUUUGACCAUUUUUAAUGCCCGUCAUAUUUGUCUCUACCAUUAGUAAUGAUUUUGAGCUACGAAAUGAACAAAGGCUUCUAGAAGGUGUUCUUAAUACGGCUGUGUUGGUGCACGGCGAGAAAAGAUUGGACAAGUCUAAAAAAGUGCUGUUCUUAAUAAUAGAUAUUUAGUCCGAGAUUCCCGGGGAAAAUUUUCAGUCUAAAAAUUAUCAUCUCAGAAAGGCCUUACU
Zingiber officinale is the source of this 1950-nucleotide messenger RNA. RefSeq lists its product as uncharacterized. Bases 9 to 389 code for a protein of 126 amino acids. The record is from RefSeq and is a predicted model, not a curated record. Lineage: Eukaryota; Viridiplantae; Streptophyta; Magnoliopsida; Zingiberales; Zingiberaceae. The transcript has 3 exons.